Molecule: messenger RNA, 3779 nt
Organism: Bemisia tabaci
Lineage: Eukaryota; Metazoa; Arthropoda; Insecta; Hemiptera; Aleyrodidae
Gene: GLS
Product: glutaminase
Biological process (GO): L-glutamine catabolic process
Molecular function (GO): protein binding; glutaminase activity
Source: RefSeq, a predicted model, not a curated record
UUAUUAUCUAUUAUCAGUUGAUAUUGCAAUAUUAUGUUAUCAGUAUGUAGUUGCUAGUUGAGAACUAAUGAGGAAGUAGGUACAUUAUUUCAUAUUAGGCAGGCAUAAUGAAACUCAAUUACAAGGUUAUUUUGUGAUCAGUUCAGAGGUAUCGGAGACCUCUUGCCCUUUCCUGGAUUGUUGCUGCCGUCUUGCUCACCAUGAAUCUCACUAAACAUUUGUUUAGACAGAUACUGUCAUCAGCAGAUAGUCUUAGAUUCUCUAGGGCUUUGUCAUUCAUCCAUGACUCAAACUACAUUUAUUCACUGGGAUCAAAUAAGUCAAGCGCAAGCACAAGCUCAGAGGAUGCUUUGUUUGAUAUGUUUCGGAAUGAAGAAAAUGAUUUACUGCCUGUUGGAAAGUUUCUUGCGGCACUACGAACAACCGGGUUGCGGAAAAAUGAUCCUCGUCUUCGAAACCUAAUGGAUAACCUCAGGAAAGCCAAUUCAUCUUUAAAAAAUGAAGGGGGUUCUCCAGAAACAUUGAAAUUAGACCGGGAGACUUUUCAUAGCAUAAUUUCACCAAAUCUCUCGCUCAUUUCACGAGCGUUUAGGCAUCAGUUCAUCAUCCCAGACUUCCCUGAUUUUACAAAAUACAUUGAAGAAUUUUAUUGGAAAUGCAAAACUAAUACAGAGGGAAAGGUGGCAUCGUAUAUUCCACAACUGGCAAGAAUGAAUCCAGAUUACUGGGGCAUAAGUGUUUGCACAAUCGACGGUCAGCGUUUUUCAAUAGGAGAUGUUAAUGUCCCUUUUACCAUUCAGUCUUGCAGUAAACCUUUGAACUAUGGAAUCGCUUUGGAAAAACUGGGACAAGAUAUUGUGCAUCAGUAUGUAGGCCAAGAACCAAGUGGCUGUAACUUCAAUGAGUUAGUGCUGGAUCAUAAUAAAAAACCACAUAAUCCAAUGAUAAAUGCUGGUGCCAUUUUAGUAUGUGCAUUAUUGAAAACUUUGGUGAAGCCUGAGAUGAGUCUUGCCGAAAAAUUUGACUAUGUGAUGAAUUAUUUCAAGAGAAUUGCGGGUGGGGAAUACCUUGGAUUCAACAAUGCAGUGUUUUUGUCGGAGAGGGAAGCAGCUGAUCGGAACUAUGCGCUUGGUUUCUAUAUGCGUGAACAUAAGUGUUAUCCCGAGAAAACAAAUUUAAAAGAAUGCAUGGAUUUCUACUUUCAGUGCUGUUCGAUGGAAGUAACAGCGGAGAGUAUGAGUGUAAUGGCAUCAACUUUGGCAAAUGGCGGAAUUUGUCCUCUCACAGAAGAGAAAGUCCUGAAACCAGACUCUGUUCGAGAUGUACUCUCCCUGAUGCACAGCUGUGGCAUGUAUGAUUACUCUGGCCAGUUUGCUUUCAAAGUUGGCCUACCUGCAAAAUCAGGUGUUUGCGGAGGAAUGCUGGUGGUCAUCCCAAACGUAAUGGGCAUAUGUUCAUGGUCUCCCCCUCUUGAUCCGUUGGGUAACAGUUGCCGUGGAGUUCAAUUUUGUCAGGAGCUAGUGCAACUGUUCAAUUUUCACCCUUAUGAUAACCUAAAGCAUGGUGUGCACAAAAAGGACCCACGAAAACACAAGUACGAGACUAAAGGACUAAAAGUUGUCCAACUUUUGUUUUCAGCUGCGAAUGGGGACAUUUCUGCACUGAGGAGACACAAACUUUCAGGGAUGGAUAUGGGUCUGAGCGAUUAUGACGGCAGGACUGCCCUUCACUUGGCCGCUGCAGAAGGUCAUCUUGACUGUAUAAAAUUCUUGUUAGAGCAAUGUGGAGUUGAUCAUACCGUUCGUGAUAGGUGGGGGAAAACUCCCAUUGAAGAGGCCAAACAGUUUCGACAUGUCCAGGUCGUCCAGUAUCUAAAACAAUGGGCAGACGCAAAUCCUCAGGAGGCUAAUAAAACUGAAGAUGAAAAAUCCAGCCUACCAAUUGAAAAAACCUCUCCAUUGCCUAAAUAAACCUUUCAUUUGUUGAGCCUCCAAGUCAAUAAUCUGAUGACAUUGGUUUUUUACCUGGUGCAACUCUCAUAGGUCAGAUAGUAGUAAUACGCAGACUCAAAUAUAAAAUUGAUGGUUGAUGGUGUCGGCUCUAAUAUUUCCAUUCACGUCAACAUCCCUGUGUUGCUGAAAUUGACCCUUGAAGCCUAGAGCGCCAGAAAUGAUGGUCAUUUUAUCACUGUAAAAUUGCUUCCUCAGCAUCGGAUGAUUUCAUACUCGAAACUAGUGAGAAAGGAACAUUUUAUGAAGUUUCAUAGAAUGAUAUGAAUUAUUUUAGGAUUAGCUACUCACUACUCACUACUACUUUGUUGAUCCUCCUAGGAAUCCUAAAUGAGAAUAAUCCUCUUUAGAAUGUGAAAAACUUUAAAUUGUAGAUCGGCGUCACUGCGUAGAGGAGUGUUUUACGUGAAGGACCCUGCAAACUGCAACUAGAAAUAUGUGCCCACGCCGAUUCAAUUUUUCUUUGCUGCAUUAAAAUCAUCUAUUGAUCCUGAUCAAAAGUCACAGUUGGGCCAAGUUUCUACAAUUUUCUUACGCACAACUAAAUUGCACAUGAAGUAAAAAAUAUCAGGGAGAAAUCCGAGGUUGUAAAAUUACAGUAAAGAGUGAACAUCUUGUAAAAUGAGUCUUACUCCCUCUACAUUCCUCCCAUGCCUGCUGGCGGUAUUUGUCAAUUUUUUUAUAGCUUUAUUACCUCUUUUUCCCUUUCCGUUUUAUGUUAAUUGUUUGUUAGAUAGUAAUGAGUCUGGUGAUUGACAAUAAUAUGUCUUAAAUGUUAUUCACUGAUUUUUUGUAGUCAUAAUUUUAAGGAAUGCCUUUAUUUCACUUACCAGAGCAAAUACCUAAUAUUCAUUGUUAGUGAUUCUAGUCUUUACGUCCUUCCUCAUCACUUAUGAUAAAAUGCGGGUGUCCUUUUUUUUGGUGUUUUCAUCCUAACACGUAAGUAAGUUUUCUUCCAUUGUUUUUGAGAAUUUAGGCUGAAAAAGCUACAAAUUUUUAGGCUUUAUUUAAGUAUCUUAUACUUUUUUGAUCCAUCAAUGCGUUUCCAUUGAUUUUUUUCUCCUUAUUUUGGAGGUAAUACUUAGCUAGUCACACAGAAUUUCCAUCCCAAUGGGCCAAAAGGGAUUUAUCUUCCUUUUUUCCAAUUUAAUUAUCUUUUAGUGUCAAUUUCAAUUAUUUUGCUCUUAGAAUUGCUCUUGUCAUUAUUGCAUUGUGAAAAGAUUGUUUUCGACUUCCGCAAUUAGUAAGGUAUGAAGCUUGAAGUUAAAGGAAAUGAAGGCGGCUUCAUUGAAAGAAUUGUCUGAUUUUUCUUCAACUGAGACUUUUGUUGUUGUCUGAACUCAGGAAGCUGUAUCUAAUAAUCCAUAUUUUUUAAAAGUCUGACUUUUACAUGCAGUUUCAAAUAGACUUUUCUUUACCUAUGUGUAUCGCCUCAGAUCAAUGGGUGUCAAAAUGAAAAAAAGAGGUCAAUGACACAUCUAUCUGAAAUAUCAGUGGUUAUAUUUUUGGGGCACCCUUACUCAAUCAAUAGCCAAUUUAUAGGUUUUUUAUGUAACCUUACUAUCCAUGGUUUGUGUCACAAGGGCUUGCGCGAUUUUCCGAUUUCAUGUUGUUCCCUUUUCAGAAUCUCAAGAAAGUAACUGAACCUUUUCAACCAUGUCAUCUUCAACGUGCAAGAUGUUGGAUAGAAGUGAUGUGUCUCUUUUGUGCAAUAUUAAGAUCUAUGUUAACCAAAUUCUUUAAAUAUGAAUUGUUUUGUUUGUAAUUUAA